UGUAGUAAAAAUAUAUAUUAUCCCAGCAGGGAAGAAAUCUCCAGCAAAGAUGGUGUCAGUGAAGCAAAGCCGCCGUACAGUUGCAGGCUGGUUUGUAAUAGCCUUCCACCUCUUACUUCUACUUGAUUAUUCUUCUGCGGCAGCCCCUAAAGGACCCUCCGGAGCGCCUCAAGGGUCGUGUAAGCCUGUGAAAGUGGAAGUCGUAGAAGAUUCUGUGAUGAUGGACAAUGGCAUAGUCAGUGUCAACUUUAGCAAAUCAACCGGUUCUAUUGUAGGGAUUAAAUACCAAGGAAUUGAUAAUUUAUUGUCAACUACUAAUAAAGAAACAGACAGGGGAUAUUGGGACAUCGAUUGGAACAGACCGAACGUGAAAGCCAGUACAUCUUUUAAGAUUCUAGCAACAAAUUUCACGGUAAUAUCAAAAGCUGAAAAUCAAGCUGAGAUUUCCUUCACGAAAGUAUUCAAGACCGGUGAUGAAACUGAUAUCCCCAUCAACUUUGACAAAAGGUUUAUUAUGCUAGCGGGAAGUUCUGGUUUCUAUACAUACGCAAUAUACGAUCACCCUAAAGGAGGCCCAGACGUUGAUAUUGAUCAAACAAGGAUUGUAUUCAAGCUAAGCACGACCUCGUUCAAAUAUUUGGCUGUAUCCGAUAAAAUUCAAGGAGAUAUGCCAAGUUAUGCAGAGCGAGAGGCCAGUCCAAAACUUGCAUACAAAGAAGCUGUUUUACUAAAGGAAACUGAAAAUCCUAAGCUCAAAGGGAAGGUGGACGAUAAAUAUGCGUUCGCAUUAGAAAGUCAAGAUAUGGGUGUAUAUGGAUGGAUUUCUCCUAAACCACACGUAGGGUUCUGGGUAAUUACGGCAAGUAAUGAGUUCCGUUUGGGUGGACCUAUAAAGCAAGAUCUCACUUGUCAUUGCGGUCCAUUUGCCUUAUCGAUGUUUCUUAGCCUUCAUUAUUCUGGGGAACACUGGGGGAUUAAGCUGCGAAAUGGUGAGGCUUGGAGAAUGGUUUUUGGCCCAGUUUUUGCAUAUGUCAACUCAGAUACAGGAACCGACCAUAAAACCCUCUGGGAAGACGCCAAGAAAAAAAUGUUAGAAGAAACCAAAAAUUGGCCGUACAGUUUCAUAAAAUCAGAUGACUAUCCUAUUAAAAGAGGAACAGUUAGCGGUCGAUUGCUAAUCCAUGAUGUGGCCCUGAGUAAAACUGAUACGCCGGCAAAAUCUGCACACGUUGGGCUAGCUGCACCUGGGGCGGCUGGAUCAUGGCAAUAUGAGAGCAAGAGCUAUCAGUUCUGGACUCGAACGGACGACACUGGGAACUUCAAGAUUAGUGCUAUUAGGCCUGGAACGUACAGCUUAUACGCAUGGGCUCCUGGACAUCUCGGAGACUUUAUACACAAGGCUAAUCUUACCAUCAAACCAGGAGAUGAUAUUAAGGUUGGUGAUCUUGUUUUUGCUCCUCCAAGAAACGGUACAACGUUGUGGGAAAUUGGCACUCCAGAUCGGAGGGCUUGGGAGUUCUUCAUCCCUGAUCCUGUCCCUGAACUACAGAACUCCCUACUAGGCAAUGGCACAGAAAAGUUUAGACAAUAUGGAUUAUGGGACCGCUAUACAGACCUGUAUCCCAAGACUGAUUUAGUUUACAAUGUUGGCAAAAGUGAUCCUGCAAAAGAUUGGUUUUUUGCUCAUCUUAACAGGAAAACUGGGAAUAACACUUAUGUAGCAACUAUAUGGACGGUUACAUUUCCACUUGAAGCAGUUGAUGCGAAAGGAAGCUAUACACUCCGAAUAGCAGUGGCUUCUUCUACCCAUGGCGUCCUUAUGAUUUGGGUAAAUAGUGAUGCAGAGAAGAAAAAGGCGAAUUUCGAAGGGAGAGUGGAAGGGAGGGAUAAUGCAAUAGCAAGACAUGGAAUUCAUGGGCUAUAUGCAGAGGUGAGGUUUGCGAUUCCAGGAUCUGUACUUGUGAAAGGAGAGAACACCUUAAAGAUAAGGCAGGCAAAAGGUGAAUAUGUCUUCGAUGGAGUCAUGUAUGACUACCUCCGUUUAGAAGCGCCGCCACAGAAGAGCACCUGAAUAGUAUGCAUAUGAGUUGCAUUCUUACCAUUUUUGUUUUUCUAUUUUUUUUCUCUUGUCAGAACAUUUAGGUAAUAAAUAUAUGUGUAUCAAUGUAUGCAUGUGUUGUGUUGGAAUUGAAUAAAAUUUAAAUUUAUUUUUGCA
Messenger RNA from Ipomoea triloba (trilobed morning glory), 2215 nucleotides. Its product is annotated as rhamnogalacturonate lyase-like. Gene Ontology annotation, molecular function: catalytic activity; carbohydrate binding. Gene Ontology annotation, biological process: carbohydrate metabolic process. Lineage: Eukaryota; Viridiplantae; Streptophyta; Magnoliopsida; Solanales; Convolvulaceae. The transcript is spliced from 16 exons. Bases 50 to 2071 code for a protein of 673 amino acids. The record is from RefSeq and is a predicted model, not a curated record.